Echinostoma caproni is the source of this 603-nucleotide messenger RNA. The record is from the annotation of a GenBank genome assembly. Lineage: Eukaryota; Metazoa; Platyhelminthes; Trematoda; Plagiorchiida; Echinostomatidae.
AACGUACAGGAUAGAACCAGUGAGGAUGACAGUCAGUUGGCGACCGGUGAACCGGACGAAGAUGUGCCUCAGCCAGAUGAGGAUGAGCCAUGUGAAGAAUGGGAACGAUUUGAGGCGUUACAUGAUGAUCCAUACAAGAUUACUCGUUCGGACAAAGCGAAUUUGAAGUACGAAGACAAGGUUGAACUGCCGUGGGAGAAAGGCGGUCCUGGACUGGUUUUUCACACAGACGAACGUACUUGGCGCAAAAUGGAUCCACUACGCAAAGAAGAACUGUUUGACGAACCAGCUUCAUUCGAUUGGGAUGUGGACAUGGAACCGUACGAGAAUCCAUCUGAACUCCCUAUCGGUCCAACUCCAACCGGUCACUGGGGUUCGGCUCGGGAUACAUAUGACCUGAUCGAUAUUCAACGAUCUAGGGAGCAAAUAGACCCACCUAAACUCGGUCUAGACGCUAUCGGGACGCUUCAUCACCAAACUUAUGCAAAGCAGCCAUUUCCGUGCGAUGCGGAUCCAGUUAUCAAUCAGCAUCCGGAAGGGAAGCAACACCAGAAGGUGCUUUUUCAUCAUCUCAGCACAUUCGCCUUCCAACUGCAGUUCUGA